Messenger RNA from Echinops telfairi (small Madagascar hedgehog), 3867 nucleotides. It is a transcript of the gene KLF11, whose product is annotated as Kruppel like factor 11. NCBI's taxonomy places the organism in Eukaryota, Metazoa, Chordata, Mammalia, Afrosoricida, Tenrecidae. Gene Ontology annotation, biological process: regulation of transcription by RNA polymerase II. Bases 1 to 1617 code for a protein of 538 amino acids. The transcript has 4 exons. The record is from RefSeq and is a predicted model, not a curated record. Gene Ontology annotation, molecular function: DNA-binding transcription factor activity, RNA polymerase II-specific; RNA polymerase II cis-regulatory region sequence-specific DNA binding.
AUGGUCUUCUCCGAGCAGAGGCAUGGGGAGGCACAGAGGCUCAGUCUGGCCCUCGCCAAAGAGCGGGAGCAAGCUACAGCCACCCACAGACGCCUGCUGCAGAAGCCUGCACAGCCACCCCUUGUUGACAUCGUGGACAUCUGUGAGUGCAUCCUGGGGAGGCAGCGGCAUGAGAGCGAGCGGUCCACGUGCAGCUUCCUGGAGCAGACAGACAUCGAAGCGGUUGAGGCGCUUGUUUGCAUGAGCUCGUGGGGGCAAAGAUCCCAGAAGGGGGAUCUGCUGAAGAUAAGACCCCUCACACCUGUCUCUGACUCUGGGGACGCCCCUGCCUCUGUGCAUGUGGACACAGCUGCCUCAGAACUACCAAAGGACUUCCACUCUUUAUCGACUCUGUGCAUGACUCCUCCACAGAGCCCCGAUCUCCUGGAGCCAUCAACGGGGAUACCUGUUCCCUCCCAAGCAGCGCAUUCCAAAGCACGUGUGGUCCCGGCCACUGCCCCCAGUGCUGCUGUGGCUGUCACAGAGCGUGGACCGCCUGGCACCAUGCUUGGGACGCUGGAGCCGGCCCCCAACCAUCCCUGCAGGGCCGUGGUCGCAAGUGUGAUCCGCCACACUGGGGAGAGUCCUGCUCCUGCCCACAGCCCUUGGGCCCAGACUCAGGAUCAGAGAUUUUGCCACAGCAGAGAAGAAGCGCACCGGGAGCCUCUGCCAGAUGCAUGCCUCGCCACUGGCACCAGCGCGGUAGCCUGUCAGCCUGGCCGGCACAACCCUGGUGGCCUGAUCACCUCCGACCAAGGUCAGCAGGCAGGGUGGCCUGCUGCAGUUCAAAACUGCUCACCAAAGAGUUGUGAAAAUGACUUGUCAAAGAAAGCCAGCCCUCUGGUUUCUGUCCCUGCCCCCAACCUCCCCUUCCUUUGCCAAAUGCUCCCCGUGACUGGACAGAGCAGUGUGAUGCCAGCUUUUCUGAAGUCUCCCCCCACAGUGUCUGCAGGGACUGUCCAGCCCAUCUUACCCCACACUGCUUCGGUGGCCCAGCCUGUGUUCAUGGGACCGUCGGUGCCUCAGGGAACUGUGAUGCUGGUCCUCCCCCAGGGCGCCCUCCCCCCGCCUGCCACCUGCCCGUCCAGCGUGAUGGCUGUCGGGAGCACCAGGUUACUGCCCCUCGCUCCUGCUCCAGUUUUCAUCGCGUCCGGCCCAAACUGCGUCCCUCAGCUGGACUUCUCCCGACGGAGGAACUACGUCUGCACCUUCCCUGGCUGCCGGAAAACCUACUUCAAAAGUUCCCACCUCAAGGCUCACCUUCGCACCCACACAGGGGAGAAGCCCUUCAGUUGCAGCUGGGAUGGCUGCGAUAAGAAGUUUGCUCGGUCAGACGAACUUUCUCGCCACCGGAGAACUCACACCGGGGAGAAGAAGUUUGUGUGCCCAGUGUGUGAGCGGCGUUUCAUGCGCAGCGACCACCUGACGAAGCACGCCCGGCGCCACAUGACUGCCAAGAAGAUCCCUGGCUGGCAGGCAGAGGUCGGCAAACUGAACAGACUAGCUGCCGCCACAGACGAGCCUGGGAGCCCUCUGGGGGCCUUGCCGGACUCGGCUGAGCAGCCAGCCAGCGAGUGAGCCACAGGACACGCACAAAUCUUUCAUUCAGGAAUGGAAGUGACACAAAAGAUAACUGAUCAUUUCUCCUCCAGAAAGAAAUUGUUUUUGGAGAGUUAGUGGGCAGCGGGGAGCUGGUUCUAAAGAAAUUAUGUCGGCUUUUCUUUUUCGGUUGGGACCCUGUUGGCUAUCUUUUGUAGUUUCAGGAUUUUUUGUUCUUGUCGUUAAAGGCAAUUUGAUAAGCGGAUCACCAGCAUUCAAACAAAUAUUUCGGCAAUAAUGUUUACAACUUCUGGAUUUUUGCAGCCUUUCUAUUCGUGUUUUGUAGAAAUGAGACAGGGUACUGAUUUUUAUACUGUUUUCUAUAAAAAUAUUUAUAUUGCUGGUGCUCAACCCACCAGUUUUUAUGUAGAUGAUUUUGCAACCAGCUUUUCAGUGUUUAAUAAUGAAAUUUUAUAUCAUCAUUACUUUUAAUAAACCUGACACAUUAUCCAGCCAAGAGGAGAUCACAGCUAUCCAAUCAGGCCUUUUAGAUCCAAGAGCUUUUUAGAAUCAGAGCUGGUUGAAAAGGGGUCUCGGAGAGAAAGGGAGAAGAAGCAGGGUUCGCAGCAUUUUCUAGAGAAAUUCCCAGCGGCCACCCCUUCUAAGCCUGCAGUCCAAGAAUCAGACAUUUGGGCUCACCAGGAAUACUUAACCUGUGCCCACGUGUGGUAUGUGAAAGGUGUGCCCAGGGUGCCGGGGAGCAGGGAACUGCCAGCAGGAGGGACUGACUUGAGUCUCUGCAGGCUGUUGCUCUGUGGGAAUCAGACCAGUUACAGGUUCCUGUUUGUCAGAAUCCCCAAAAGGUCACAUUAGGCACCCACCCCAGCCAGGACUGUAAAUUGUACGUUGACUUAUGUUGAUGCGGCCUUAUCCAUGAGUGUAUUGUGGGGAGAAUAACUUCUUCAGAGUAAAAGGAAAAUUAACUUGGCACCAAAGCACAGCUUGUCUGACAUGAAUGAAGUCCAUGUGCCGCUGUCCAGCUCUUGUGUGGUCAGCCCUUGACGAAGUCUUAGAAACCAUUGGAAACGCUCAUCGGGCCAAGUAGCAGGGAUCCGACCCAGCUGUCCUUGCGUGUGUUUUGUUUGGAGGAAAACGAUGAUCAUGCACAGUCCGUGGGAACAGAGUAGACGUGAGGAGAGUGCUUUUGCAGUCUGCCUGGAGAACAGACAUCGCUCUACGCCGUGUGAGUGCGUGUCCCAGGCAGACAAGCGCUUGGCCCUUUGUCCGGCAAGAACAACGGGCAACGGAACCAAUACAAGGAACACGCUGCUUGGUUAGCCUGGUCAUAGUUUCUACUGUGCAGUAGGCCUGCAGAUUUUGGCUUUACGUUUUAUGUAUUGGCAUUUACCCAUUAUAAAACGAUGGUAAGGUGAAAUAUUGGAUGAUUAAAUGCUUUUUUGUGUUCAGGUCUCCGUAAUCUUUGAUCAGGCAUCCCUCACCUGCUUAUACAUUGUGCGUUGGACUGGACACCCAUUAUGUUGCCCUUAAUUAGCAACUGCCGUUUGGCGUAUGUGUACGUAAGUGCUGCUUGUACUGGCAAGAUUUCAUGGUUUGGGGAUACCUUCCUAGUUGAGUAUUGUUGCUUGUCAGAAGACCUGUGAGUUGCAAGAGAACCAUAAGUAAGUGUAUAUAUAUAUCGUGGUUUUCCCCAGCACCCAUCUCUUCAAUCAGCAUAAACAGUUUUGACUGUGUGUGCCACCAUCGGCAUCUCAUUUGCAUUUUUAAACAAUUAGGACGUGCAGAAUCAUGUCAGUCCUGCCUGAUACCCGGUCAUGGAGUAUUCGAGUCUCACAAAGAUUUUCCUUCUCUGAGGAAUGUUCUUCUACAGAAUAAAUGUCUCGAAAAUAGAUGUUUUGAUUCACGCUUCCAUUCCCUGACUUUAUUUGGAAAUACCUUCUGUUGAUGACUCCCGUCUUUCAGUGUGCCGGCUGCGAGGCUGAGGGUUGGGGAAACGCUUUCCCUGGGAAUCACUGGCCCUGAGGAGCGGAGCCCCUGGGCGGCAGUUCCCGAGGUGCCUCUUGCAGCGGCCACUUCCCCAGUGCACUUUAUUACCUGAGCAAUUUUGCUUUAUCUUUUUUUGACCUUGAGCCUUUCAAGUAGUUUCGGUAAUGGAAAUUGAAAUGUUUCAUCAUUACGUUGUAUGUAACAGACUCCGACUGUAUUUAAACGCCUAUUUGUAUUGUAACUUUGCUCCUAUGGAUUGUAUAAACCUCUGGUUUGCUAACUGGA